Messenger RNA from Chlorella variabilis, 579 nucleotides. RefSeq lists its product as hypothetical. The transcript is spliced from 5 exons. The annotation marks the transcript as partial. Gene Ontology annotation, molecular function: ADP-ribose diphosphatase activity. The record is from RefSeq and is a predicted model, not a curated record. Gene Ontology annotation, cellular component: nucleus. Lineage: Eukaryota; Viridiplantae; Chlorophyta; Trebouxiophyceae; Chlorellales; Chlorellaceae. Gene Ontology annotation, biological process: ribose phosphate metabolic process; nucleoside phosphate metabolic process.
UUCCCCAUGACCUCCAAAGUCGUGAGUGUGGAGGACUGCGGCCCCGAGGGCUUCCGGUGGAUCACCCUGAAGCGCAUCACGUGGGAGGACCCGUCUGGCCGCCAGCGCCUGUGGGAGUCGGCUGAGCGCACCACUCGGCGCGGGGAUACUGACGGCGUGGCGAUUGUGGCAAAGGCAAGGCAGCCGCCGCUGCUGCCGGUGCUGAAGCAGUACCGGCCGCCCGUGGCCAACUAUUGCCUGGAGCUGCCCGCGGGGCUGGUGGAUGGUGGGGAGAGUGCGGGGCAGGCGGCGGUGCGGGAGCUGCUGGAGGAGACAGGCUACCGGGGGCAGGUGGUGCAGGAGACGCCCAUCUGUGUGAGCGACCCGGGGAUGAGCAACGCCAACAUGCGCUACGUGACGCUCGAGGAAAGGAAGAAAGCAAGUGAGGAGGAAAGCAUGUGUUGCCUGCCGCAGGAUGGCGAGUUCAUCCAGGUGGAGCUGGUGCCCUGGGGCAGCCUGAUGCAGCACCUGCUGGUGAGCACGCCCGCCUGCCCUCCAGCCUGCACGAAUGCAUGCAUGGUUGCACGCCCGCCCGCCUAG